Messenger RNA from Asparagus officinalis (garden asparagus), 1693 nucleotides. RefSeq names its product BEL1-like homeodomain protein 11. Bases 567 to 1553 code for a protein of 328 amino acids. Gene Ontology annotation, molecular function: RNA polymerase II cis-regulatory region sequence-specific DNA binding; DNA-binding transcription factor activity, RNA polymerase II-specific. Lineage: Eukaryota; Viridiplantae; Streptophyta; Magnoliopsida; Asparagales; Asparagaceae. The transcript has 4 exons. The record is from RefSeq and is a predicted model, not a curated record. Gene Ontology annotation, biological process: regulation of transcription by RNA polymerase II.
GACAUAUUCCCUGGCAGAAAACAGGGCAGCUGAAAACUGGAAAAGAGGUUGGUCUUUUCACUAGACUGAGGCACCCCCUUCACAAACUUCAAUGUGCCUCUUCAAUAAGAGAGGCACAGUUGUAGCAAAAACCACUGGUUUUUCUUCUUCCUCCUCCUCCUCCUCCUUUUUCUCCCCCCCUGCUGAGUACUUUUAUUUUUAGUAGCAAGAAGCUCAAUCACAUUGCCUUUAUCAUCCUCAGGACUUGGGGGUAAUCAUCUUACCUAUAGACAUGUUUUGCACUGUUUGACUAUUUUUACUUUUUUUUUUUUGUGUGUGGGGUUUGUAACUUGUUUUGUGGGGGUUUUUGGGGUUGUUUUUGGUUGCUUGAUUUGUCAAUUGAUGGUCUCAUACUGGUUGUUAUUCACCCUGAACCUUCAUCACUCUCCUCCCCCUUAUUUUAUCUCUAUUUUUGGCGUUGCUCCUAUAGUUGGGAAAUUUUAGUGUUUGGUAUUCAUGAGAAAUAUUGAGGUAAAUUUUAGUCCUUAUAGCAGAUCGUCAUAGCAUCAUCUAGACCUUGUUUGGCUAUGGUUUCUCAAGAGUUCUCGAAGGAUACGAGCUCCGUUCAUACCGAACAUAUCGCCUAUAAUCUACAGUUUCGACCAGACAGUGCACCGCUUUUCGUCAAUCCAAAUGAGGAACACAUGAAUAAUUUGAUCAAUCAUGAAGCACAUAAACAGUACGGAGGUGUUGGCUAUGGAAAAGGACACGGGCUUUCGCUGACUCUUGGUAACAGUGAGAACAAUAACAGAGUUUAUAAUUCCAUGAAUCCUUAUAAUCAUGUUCUGAACAGUAUGGCGUCGGCUCUAGUAGCCCUUCAGAGCUCUCCAUAUAUGAAACCAGCUCAGGAGUUGUUAGAUGAAGUUGUUUGUGUGAGCAAUGCAGUUGAUUCUGAACAUGACAAGCAAGCUCGAAAGUGUUCCGAGAUUAAUUUGAAGCAAUUUGAAGCAAAUUGCUACUCAGCAGACGAGAACGAUGCUGUCCAUAUCAAAAUCAGCAAGCUUGUUGCCUUGUUAGAUCAGCUUGAGAGCCGAUGUGAUUACUACUUUCAUCAAAUGAACACAGUAGUAUCGUCAUUCGAAUCAAUAGCAGGCAUAGGGUCCGCGUCAUCAUACACUGCCCUCACAAUCCAAGCCAUGUCUAAACACUUCUCCAACCUCAGAGAAGCUAUAAUCACCCAACUAAAUUCCUCAAGAGAAUCUCUCUCCAAAAAUCCACCACGAAAUCAACAUAAGAGUGGGACUCUUCAGCAGCUCAGCAUGGUACAAAUACGACAGGUUUGGAGACCGUUAAGGGGUCUUCCGGAAGGAUCAGUUGCAUGCCUUCGAUCUUGGCUUUUCGAACAUUUUCUUCACCCUUAUCCAACUGACAGUGAGAAGCUCAUGCUGGCUUCGAAAACAGGCUUAACAAGAAACCAGAUAUCGAAUUGGUUCAUAAAUGCACGUGUUCGGUUAUGGAAGCCCAUGAUAGAAGAAAUGUACAAAGAGGAGUUUGCAGAAGAUAUGGAGGAAUAAAUCCCAAAAAAAAAGUUUAAAAAAAAGAGGAGCAUUUGCUGAUAUCCAUAUUAUUGACGAUAUUUUGAAUUUGUAAACGUUUUGAGGUUGUAACAAUUCGCAUGUUGAAAAGAUUUCCGUGUUAUUCAGAGAAUCAGAUA